AUGAACUUUGCCUCGUGGAGCUCUCGCGGAGGAUGGAAGGAGAACGCCUAUGUGAUUAGGCCCGGUCCCUUCUGCAGAAGUAUCCCACUUCACGACCCCGGUCUCUGGCGCAGAGUGAUGGCCGCAACGUUUGACGAUCCGAAUCGCAAGUGCCCGUUUUCUGCAAAUUACUAUGAAAUUAAAAAUGUUUCUACGGAAUUUUCGUUUAAAAAGGUUCCUGUAUUCUUUUACGGCACCUGGAGAGUUACCUUACGUAUGGUUACAGGGCCGACACCAAGAGCGUGCUUUCGGUUAUUCGGGAAAACCGUCCCUAAAUCUUUAAACAUUAAACAAUAAUUUUCAGAUCCAGAUUUGUUUCUGUUCAUUAUUAUUUUCUGUCUAACAAACUCUCACAUCUCUGCGCUUCGCUUCUUCCCGCCUCAAGACACGAACUGCGGUCGCGCGCGCCAGCCCAACUGUCCCUUCUUCGGCAGGCGGCUACACGAUGACACUGGGUUUCGAUGCUUGUUUGAAUCAUCUGGCGCGACACCUGGAAGAGGGGAAGAAGAGCCAUCUGUGGACCGGGGGUCGGCAACGACGUUGGCGUGACGUCUGACUGACGACAUCUUCGUACACGUAGGGGCACAAAUUUGUGAAUUUCAAAUGAUAAUUCCGAGGAUGAUUCUCAUCUAACCCCGUUAAGUGUACGCAACAUUCACACACUUGCGUUUCCAGUGCAUGCACUUCGUAAAACAUAGUUGUACGUUUACGUGAUAAUUUUGCAUGAUGUAUUUAGCGUGUUACUUUUUGAAUAAAAGUUACAUCAAAUGUUCUAAACUUACGAGGACAUAGGGUUUGGGUUGAUUGUGGUGGGUGAAUUGCAUACGUUCCGAAUAUUUCGUGUCCCAAUUAAGGCACGUGGACCUGUCAACACGACGACGUCAUCGUGCGAUUCUUUUUAUAGCGUUUGCGUGCCUUGACCGAAUGUUGUUUAGUGCAGCGGCGACACAAUAGAGGACUCGACAAUCUCGAUGUGACGGUGAUAGGUCGCCGGUGCUGCUCCGGGCCGCAGUCCAGCGUCCACCAUGACAACUACUAGUGUGUCAUGGUGCACCCUGAUGUUGCUGCUCUUCGCCGGGUUUCGAUCGAGGACGCUGGCGGUGUCACGCUUCAAUAACGUUGCCGGCCCAUAUCGACUCAUCCCCGACCACGCCGAGCGCUGCCCUGUGAGCGAGGGCGGCGCUGGCCCUUUGUACAAGGACAUCUUCUGGCGCGGCUACCACGACCGUAACAACGUGAACCUGUGGCACUACUGGAUCAACUUCACGACCCUUGACAAUUUUGAUGACUCGUAUGAUAUUGAUUUGAACUACGCCUCGUGGAGCUCUCGCGGCGGGUGGAAGGAGAAUGCCUAUGUGAUUAGGCCGGGUUCCUACUGUAGAAGUAUUCCCCUUCACGACCCCGAGCUCUGGCGCAGAGCGAUGAUCGCCACGUUUAACGACCCGAAUCGGAAGUGCCCGUUCCCCGCAGGUUACUACGAAAUAAAAAAUAUUUCGACUGAAUUUUCGUUUAAAAAUGUUCCUGUAUUUUUCUACGGCACCUGGAGAAUCACUGUACGUAUGCUCAAGGCGCAGACCGCAAGAGCGUGCUUUCGGUUUUUCGGGAAAACUGUCCCUAAAUAAUAUCAAACCCAUUAAACGAUGAUGUAUUU
Messenger RNA from Frankliniella occidentalis (western flower thrips), 1690 nucleotides. RefSeq lists its product as uncharacterized. Lineage: Eukaryota; Metazoa; Arthropoda; Insecta; Thysanoptera; Thripidae. Bases 1065 to 1661 code for a protein of 198 amino acids. The transcript has 5 exons. The record is from RefSeq and is a predicted model, not a curated record.